Linum trigynum is the source of this 883-nucleotide messenger RNA. The record is from the annotation of a GenBank genome assembly. NCBI's taxonomy places the organism in Eukaryota, Viridiplantae, Streptophyta, Magnoliopsida, Malpighiales, Linaceae.
CCACCCAAACGUGGAAAACAGCGAGGCGUGACAGAAACCAGAAAUGGCGUCGACCAGCGUUUCGAAGGGCCAAAUCCUCUCCCUCUACCGUUCCUUCCUCCGGACAGCUCGCCAGUUCAGGGACUACAACAUUCGGGAGUACACCAAGCGACGGACGGUGGAUGGCUUCCGGCAGAACAGGGGUUUAACCGACCCGUCUUCAAUCUCCGCCGCCUUCUCCGAAGCGAAAUCCCAGCUCGAUGUCGCCAAGAGACAGGCCGUCGUGUACUCACUCUACGCCCCCGAUAUCAGAAGCGUUAUGGAGACCGACUUGAAAGUGAUUGUGGAACGAACUUGAGAUGGCUUCAGAUUGUUGGGCAUUAGUACAGCUGUGGUGUGGAACGCAGCAAAAAUAACAAGUUUGUUUCUUGAGUGAUUAUUGUGUUGUGCUCAUGGGUUCAAGUAGUGUCUAGAAGUUGAUUGUCCAAUGGAAUGUGUAAUUUCCAUUUCCUACUUAGGCGACCUCAUCGGAGUGGCUUGCACUAUGUGCUGUUGUGAUGAGGAUUGAUAUUUGCUAAUAUGUUGAAGCAUGUAUGAAUAAUAUGUACCCUGGUGACGAACCCUGUUCCUUGUGCUUGUGUAAUUGAAAACAAAUUAGUCCUCCAUCGUUAGUGCUUAUGUUCAUAAGAAUAAGCUCUAUUCAAUGUGAACAAAGGUUUAGUCUCGCAAUAGCUGCUUCUAUGAUAUUUGCUAACAUGUUGAAGCAUGUAUGAAUAAUAUGUACCCUGGUGACGAACCCUGUUCCUUGUGCUUGUGUAAUUGAAAACAAAUUAGUUCUCCAUCGUUAGUGCUUAUGUUCAUAAGAAUAAGCUCUAUUCAAUGUGAACAAAGGUUUAGUCUCGCA